AUGCUCCGCGCACUGAACUGGCUUGUCUCGACCCCAGGCACAACGAACUUCUUGCAUUACUCCGGACACGGCGGACAAGAACCUGACGACAAUAGAACGACAGGCUACGACGACACUAUCUGUCCAGUCGAUUUCGAGCGCGCAGGUCAAAUCAACAGUACUCUUCUUCAUCAAAUUCUCGUUUCCGCUUUACCUCCGAACAGCACAUUAUUCAUCGUACUGGAUUGCUGUCACUCUGGCUCUGCAGUUGAACUGCCAUACGUCUACCGCACCGAUGACGAAGGCAAUAUUUCAGUUAUGAACAAUAUUAAAGCUGGAGUCAAUUUAGUCAUGGAAGCGAAUGCGUUGUUGAAUGGAGAUUAUGGGCUCAACAGCGUUGCAGCAGCGAAACACAUGCUCGGCGACGCCAACAGCUUUUUUCAAGGCUUCAAACAUUCGCAUCAUCACGGCUCAACCGGGCUGGAAGCUGAUACCACGGGACGAGAUUGGAGUCGGGAGAAUAAGUUCGUUACGAUGUAUUCGGGUUGUAGAGACGAGGAGACGAGUGCGGAUGCUUACAUUGCAGGGAGAAACUGCGGCGCAAUGACUUGGGCGUUUCUGGAGACGAUGAAGCGCAAUCCGAAUCCGUCGUAUAUUGAAACUCUUCAGGAGACGAGGAGAGAGCUGAGAGGAAGCAAUUAUAAGCAAGUCCCUCAACUUUCGGUCGGAGUGCAGAUUGAGUUGAAUCAGCCACUCCGGCUGUAA
Molecule: messenger RNA, 744 nt
Organism: Cercospora beticola
Lineage: Eukaryota; Fungi; Ascomycota; Dothideomycetes; Mycosphaerellales; Mycosphaerellaceae
Biological process (GO): proteolysis
Molecular function (GO): cysteine-type endopeptidase activity
Source: RefSeq, a predicted model, not a curated record